AUGGUGUUUGCGGCCAACGAGACGGCCGUCAAGGCCCUACGCGGGGCCUGCCUGGCGCCGUUCUUUGACCCCGCCAGGUUCCCAAUUGACGAAGGCUUUGUCGAAGGACGGUUGUGCCAGCCCCUCAGCGCUGACCUUACAUGCUGCUUGCCGUGCCCUGUGACGGACUGGGUAUAUCCCGAGUCCUUCAACACCAUGUCGACAGUGGCCAACUGGCUGAGCGUAGUGGCGGCGGUCUGCAACGUUUUCCUGCUGCUAUCAUACGCUGUCCUGCCGGUGGACAAGACGCACAGGCACUACCUCACUCGGCUUUAUAAUACCGCUCGCGGCGAAACCCGAACAAUGCUACAACGAAAUUACCCCCACGACAUGGAGACCAGCACGGUCUGCGCGGCUUCGGCGACGGCCCUGCUCUUCGGCGGCUUCGCGGCGGUCAUGUGGGUGUUCCUCCGAUCAGUCUCGCUCCACCUCCAAAUCUGCUGGCAACAAAACGUCGGACGCAUGUUCAUGAUCUUCUCCCACGCCACGGGCUGGGUGAUCCCGCUCGUCGUCGUCAUCCUCGCGCUUGUCUUUAGCGGCGUUUCCUUCCGGUUCGGGGCCACGUGCCACAUCAACCACCAGAACUCGCUCGCCGACUUUUGGAUUCCCCUCCUCCUCUUCGCCGGAAUCACGGUCAUGCUUCAGUUCGCCACCUUUGGCUACUGCAUCAAGGUAUACCUCGCCUCGUUGGCGGAUUCAAGCGCCUCGACCGAGGGUUCGGGGAUUCCCUACACCAACAGCAUCAAGACCAUGACGCCCAGGCAGGCAUACCGCCGCGUGAAGAGGGUGAUUCAGCUGCAGUGGAGGGGCAUUGCCAUUGUGCUCAUCAUCGUCGCCGACGUCAUCUUCUUUUCCGUGGUUUUCGUCUUCCAGGACAACACGGUCCAGGCGGUCAAGGACGACCCGAGCAUCGGCCAGGAGUGGACUGCUUGCUUGGCCCUCGCGUACAUUAGCGGUGGUGACCGGAGCCAAUGCCUUGAUAAAGCGACAGCGUUGGCGGUCAGCCAGGCCACCAUUAUGGCGGUACUUAUCCUCUUGGCUAUCAACGGAAUUCUCCUCCUCUUCCUCCUUGGCCGAUGGUCAAUGGUUCUCGGCUGGGUGGACCUUUUCAAGAGCUUCUUUGGCGGCAAGUCUGCCGAGUUCGUAUCGGUGGAUGCGCGCCACGAGUACAAGAAUGACCAACUCCAUCUCUCUACGAUGAGCCCAACUACUACUGGCGGCUUCAAGACGCCCGAUUACUACGGCCAGACGGCGAGGUACAACGUGCCUUCGAGGUCGUUUUCCAGCCCCAGGCCUCCCACGUCCCCACGGGGGCUGGGACUCGACGGCGACGUACGCGCGCCCGCAGGAACCCCAAAGGCAAAACUAUUGGAUCAACGACCGGGAUCAGGAUUACGAGGAUAUGAAUCCUCUCGGGAUGAACAAGAUAUAAAACAACUAAGCGCUCGGGGCCUCGACCUCGAAUCUGAUGAUGAUAUGUGGGGAAGCAAAAGAUAA
Messenger RNA from Parascedosporium putredinis, 1536 nucleotides. NCBI's taxonomy places the organism in Eukaryota, Fungi, Ascomycota, Sordariomycetes, Microascales, Microascaceae. The record is from the annotation of a GenBank genome assembly.